Apodemus sylvaticus (European woodmouse) is the source of this 695-nucleotide messenger RNA. RefSeq names its product transmembrane protein 247 (gene Tmem247). Gene Ontology annotation, cellular component: endoplasmic reticulum. The transcript is spliced from 4 exons. The coding region runs from base 33 to 695 and encodes 220 amino acids. The record is from RefSeq and is a predicted model, not a curated record. NCBI's taxonomy places the organism in Eukaryota, Metazoa, Chordata, Mammalia, Rodentia, Muridae.
UGGCCCUGGUUGGCAGCACUGUGGUUAUCUGGAUGGCAGCGGAGGACAGGGAGGUGAUGGAAGCCCGCGGCGCAGGAGAAAGCUGCCCCACGCUCUCCAAGGUGGUGCCUGCUGACAGCAUGCCCGAGGUGAAGCCAAAGCUUCCUUUGGAUACAGAACCCCCAAAACUAGAACUGCCUACCCUGGAAGAGAAUGGAAUCUGUGAGGACAGAGAUUGUCCGGGGCCCCCUAAGUCACUAUCUCCAAAGUCUGGCCCUACCACCAAGGGCCAGGCUGGCGAUGGACCUGGACCGGAGCCCAUGCAGCCGCCCCUGCCCCUGGAGACAGAACACCACAACGCGAUGGAGCUGGAGAAGGUGCGCAUGGAGUUUGAACUGACACGCCUCAAGUACCUGCACCAGGAGAACGAGCGGCAGCGGCAGCAUGAGGAAGUGAUGGAGCAGCUGCAGCAGCAGCAGCAGGCUUUGCCUCGCCAGUUCUCAGGAGGCCUCCAGGACCUCUUGCUCCCCCAGAACCAAUUCGCCAUGUUCCUCUACUGCUUCAUCUUCAUCCACAUCAUCUACGUUGCCAAGGAGAUGGUCUUCUUUCUCUUCUCCAAGCAUUACCUGUUCUGUCUGGCGGCCAUCUUGCUGUGUCUGAUUAAAACCUUGUGGUCCUACUUCCAAGGCUUGGCUGGGUUCUCCGACGCUCAGUGA